AAGAAGCAUGAUUCGUAUGCUGGAGAACGAGGCCACGACACGAUUCUUGAAUUCUUCUGUUCUCGCGUACCAAACAAAAACAUCUUACAUAAGGCCCUUAAUGAAAUUAUUUUAUUCCACUUUAGUGGGAUCUGCCGAACGAGAGGCACCCAGAAGAUCCUCUACAGCGGGACAUUGUCGUUGAUAUUUGGACUUUUCCUCACAUUUUCGCCAAUUCCAAACGGUAACGUCAUUUGUUUGCUAGAAUCGUCAUGGCUGAUGAUUUUGAUGUUGAGGCCAUGCUGGAGGCGCCGUACAGAAAGGAUGAGGUCAAGUCUUCUCAUGCAAACGGACACGAUGGCCAGAACAGGAAGAAGAGGCGGAGCAAGAGCCGAAGUCCAGGCUCCAAAAAAAGAAGGAGCCGAAGCAGAGACAGGAAGAAGGCCAAGAAGAGGAGCAAGAGCCGAGAAAGGAAGCCAAGCCAGAGCAGGGAACGCCAUCGUAGCCGCUCUCGAAGUAGGGAGCGCGCUGGGCGCUACAAAGCCCGCAAGAGCCCAGUAAAGAAGCGGUCCAAAAGUCCUUUCAAAAAAGAGAAGAGUCCAAUAAGGCAACCAAUUGACAACCUAACACCAGAGGAGCGAGAUGCCCGCACCGUUUUCUGUAUGCAGCUGGCUGCUAGAAUCAGAGCUCGAGACUUGGAGGAUUUCUUCUCGGCUGUGGGAAAAGUAAGAGAUGUGAGAAUGAUAUCUGACCGCAAUUCCCGGAGAUCGAAGGGGAUCGCCUACAUUGAGUUUGUGGAGUCGUCUUCUGUGCCCCUGGCCAUAGGACUGACUGGCCAGCGCCUCUUGGGGGUGCCCAUCAUUGUCCAGGCAUCUCAGGCAGAAAAAAAUCGAGCUGCUGCAGCCGCUAAUAAUCUUCAGAAGGGCAGUGCGGGUCCUAUGCGGCUGUACGUGGGCUCGCUGCACUUUAACAUUACGGAGGAAAUGUUGCGAGGGAUCUUUGAGCCCUUUGGAAAGAUUGAAGGAAUUCAGCUCAUGAUGGACAGUGAAACUGGUCGCUCCAAAGGAUACGGCUUUAUAUCAUUUGCAGAUGCAGAGUGCGCAAAAAAAGCCUUGGAGCAACUGAAUGGCUUCGAGCUGGCCGGCCGGCCAAUGAAGGUGGGCCACGUCACAGAACGCUCAGACGCAUCCACAGCAAGCUCGUUCCUGGACAAUGAUGAGCUGGAACGGACUGGCAUCGACCUCGGCACCACUGGUCGCCUGCAGCUCAUGGCACGACUCGCUGAAGGAACUGGUCUAAAGAUUCCCCCUGCUGCUCAGCAGGCUCUGCAGAUGACUGGCUCCAUAUCCUAUGGAAACAUGGGCACACCAGCAGAAGAUACACCAAGUACUCUCCUGCCUGCCUCUCUGAUCACCUUGGCUGCAGUGGUCCAGUCUUCUGGAAGCUCCUCCUGUCCACCGAGAGCCUGUCUCACCUCUUCCCGAAAAGCUGCAAAACACUCGUCCUGUCUCAGCAUCCACCACAUGGUUCUCUGCUCUGCCUUUGUCUUCCUAAUCUUCCUCCCCACCACCAGAGUCAUCUUACACACCACCAUCCUAUGCUGUCUAGCCACACUUUCCCCUACCACUACCUUAAAGUCGGUAACCUCCUUCAGAUUACAUCAUCUGCACAAGAUGUAAUCCACCUGCGUGCUUCUACCUCCGCUCUUUUAGGUCACCCUAUGUUCUUGCCUCUUCUGGAAAAAAAUUGUUCACUACAGCCAUUUGCAUCCUUUUUGCAAAGUCUACCACCAUCUGUCCCUCCAAGUUCCUUUCCUGGAUGCCGUACUUACCCAUCAGUUCUUCAUCACUCCUGUUUCCUUCACCAACAUGUCCAUUACAAUCUGCACCAAUCACGACUCUCUCUCUGUCUGGGAUGCUCAGAACUACUUCGUCUAGCUCCUUCCAGAAUUUAUUUCACCUCCAGGUCACAUCCUACCUGUGGGGCAUAGCCACUAAUCACAUUAUACAUAACACCCUCAAUUUCAAGUUUUAGCCUCAUCACUCGAUCUGAUACUCUAUUUACUCGCAUUUAGAUGGCUUACCAGAAAAAUCGUAUUUAGAGAUAUCCAGACAGUAUAUCAUGGAUAUUAUAGCAGCAAUAGUGGAGAGGAAAAUUGAAAAAGUCAUCAAAUUUAAUGGGGCAUACACAAUCAAUACACUAAGGUAAUAGUAAAAACAUCAAUUUUAACAUUCAAACAUAGAGAAAACAAUCGUAUAACCAUAUGGGCUAACAGUGUGUACGAAGUUCAGCACGAAAAGGAGAAAAUAUUUCAUUUGAUUUCAGCAGGUAUUUUGGAUGAUUGCUUUUAUACAUAUACUGUAUGUAGACAACUAUCAAAAACAACAAGUAGUUUCUAAUCACAUACGAUGUCGUCAACUGAGCAGCAGGGCUCCACUUGGCUUCAGAUUGUUAAUUCCCGUUUAAACAUGUUAACAUUAAACAAUGUUGAAGCCCGAAGAUAAGAGCUGCCCGUGAGCCACGGCUGAAGCAGUGCCGCGAUGAGGCGGCAAUUAAAUGGGCAUGAAAAUGAGAAAAUACCUUUUGACUGAAGCAUUUAAGAUGUGGAAGAUUUCACUUACACAUAAUAAUAUACAUCACUGUAUAUUGACAACUAUUAAAAGAGAGAGGGGGAAAAAAGCCAUUAUUCCACAUCGGAUGCCCAAGCUGCUCCGAGCCAUUGGUGGCUCUCUGCAUAAUAAGGAAUAAAUACUUACAUAAUGUCAUCUUAUCGGUAACAAUUCCUCUGCACACUAAAUUAACAAUGGUCUCAAAUGCUUUGUUGAGAAAAUUAUCAUGUGGCCUCAUAGAAAACUUAUUUAAAAAUGAAAUUGAUCUUAAACUCUUCAUGGCCAAAGAGGCUUCAUAGACCAAUACUCCAAGGUAAAAAAACAAACAAACAUACAUUCUAACAUUCAAACAUAGUUAAAAAAAAAAAAAAAAAGUAUCAUCAUAUGGGCCAA
Messenger RNA from Phycodurus eques (leafy seadragon), 2981 nucleotides. RefSeq names its product RNA binding motif protein 39b (gene rbm39b). The coding region runs from base 252 to 1658 and encodes 468 amino acids. NCBI's taxonomy places the organism in Eukaryota, Metazoa, Chordata, Actinopteri, Syngnathiformes, Syngnathidae. Gene Ontology annotation, cellular component: nucleus. Gene Ontology annotation, molecular function: RNA binding. The transcript is spliced from 12 exons. The record is from RefSeq and is a predicted model, not a curated record. Gene Ontology annotation, biological process: mRNA processing.